CUUAUUCCUCCUUUGAGAACACUCCUUUCUGAAUUUCCUGUGGCAGCUAGCUCUCCCACUGCUGGUAGUCGCUAUGUCUGGACGCGGAAAGCAAGGCGGCAAAGCGCGGGCUAAGGCCAAGACGCGGUCUUCCAGGGCCGGUCUGCAGUUCCCGGUGGGUCGCGUGCACCGUCUUUUGCGCAAGGGCAACUACUCUGAGCGAGUUGGAGCCGGCGCCCCGGUGUACCUGGCGGCGGUGCUGGAGUACCUGACGGCCGAAAUUCUGGAGCUGGCAGGAAACGCAGCCCGGGACAACAAAAAGACUCGCAUCAUCCCGCGCCAUCUACAGCUGGCCAUCCGCAAUGACGAGGAGCUGAACAAGCUUCUGGGUCGUGUUACCAUUGCUCAGGGCGGCGUCCUGCCCAAUAUCCAGGCUGUGCUGCUGCCCAAGAAGACCGAGAGCCACCACAAGGCUAAGGAAAGCAACCUGAAGACCAAUGAGACCACAGCGCGGACGGAUAAACCGAACCGGUCUGCUCAUUAAAUAUGAGCUGAAAUUGCACGGUACAACAAUGCAGUCCGUUUACUCUUUUCUGUCGUCCUGGCUUGUACCAAGCUGACAGCGUGUAAGUCCACCGGCGCAAGCAGCUGGCCACCAAGGCGGCUCGCAAUAGCGCGCUAGCCACCGGCGGCGUGAAAAGGUCCCACCGCUACGGCCCCUGCACCGUAGCCCUGCAGGAGAUCCGCCGCCACUCAGAGCCACUGAUGGCAAACUGCCUUUCCAGAGCCUGGUCCGGGACUUCAGGACCGCCUUGCACUUUAAGAGUUUGGCGGUGAUGGUGCUGCAGGAG
Microcebus murinus (gray mouse lemur) is the source of this 830-nucleotide messenger RNA. The record is from RefSeq and is a predicted model, not a curated record. Lineage: Eukaryota; Metazoa; Chordata; Mammalia; Primates; Cheirogaleidae.